GUCUUCCUCUUCUCUAUCAACCCAUAACCCUUCUUCGAUCUUUAACCACACACCACCUCUCUCUCUCUCUCUCUCUCUCUCUCUCUCUCAUGGCCACCCAGGAAGAGGGUAUCAAGCUCUUUGGCACAACAAUCACGUUGCAUGCUAAACAAGUUAAAGAAGAUCAAAAUAAAGAAAAUCCAUCGCCUGAAAAGAGGCCGGAGAAGAUCAUUCCAUGCCCUAGAUGCAAGAGCAUGGAGACUAAAUUUUGUUACUUCAACAACUAUAAUGUUAACCAGCCUAGGCACUUCUGCAAGGGCUGCCAGAGGUACUGGACUGCAGGUGGAGCUCUUCGUAAUGUUCCCGUUGGUGCGGGCCGACGGAAAACCAAGCCACCAGGCCGUGGUGGGCUUGGUGGGUUCCCAGAAGGGUGCUUGUAUGAUGGCUCAGGUGAUAUGCAUCAGAUUGAGCUGGAUAGUGAGAUGCUGGUUGAGGAGUGGCACGUGGCCGCCCACGGUGGUUUCCGGCAUGUUUUCCCUGUGAAGCGUCGGAGGAGUAGUUCAGGUCCAGAUCAAUCUGAUCAUCAUCAUCAUCAUCAUCAUCAAGAGGCUAUGAUCCAAUUCAAUCAAAUUUGAGGCUAUGGGGAGUCAACAGAUGCAGACGUGAUCUUGAUCAAUGCCAGGAGAUAUUGGAUGGAAACCCAUGAAAUGGUGACCAUGAAAUUUCAGUGCAAAAGUAUAUCCAUAUAUACAUCGAAAGCUAUUUGUAGAUAUAUCAUUAAUUAUGCCUAAAGAAAAUCUUCAUGUUUUGUUGGUGGUCAUCAUCAUAUUUAAGUUUCUGGGUUUUAACUGUAACAUAUAUUUAGACAGGUCUAAUUCAAUUAUGCAGGUCUUUCUCAUCAAUUGAUAGAGAAUUAUCCAAUUUUAAUGUGAUUUCAA
Hevea brasiliensis (rubber tree) is the source of this 917-nucleotide messenger RNA. RefSeq names its product dof zinc finger protein DOF1.5. Bases 90 to 614 code for a protein of 174 amino acids. NCBI's taxonomy places the organism in Eukaryota, Viridiplantae, Streptophyta, Magnoliopsida, Malpighiales, Euphorbiaceae. Gene Ontology annotation, biological process: regulation of DNA-templated transcription. The transcript has 2 exons. The record is from RefSeq and is a predicted model, not a curated record. Gene Ontology annotation, molecular function: DNA binding; DNA-binding transcription factor activity.